Juglans microcarpa x Juglans regia is the source of this 1098-nucleotide messenger RNA. Its product is annotated as transcription factor ORG2-like. The record is from RefSeq and is a predicted model, not a curated record. Gene Ontology annotation, molecular function: protein dimerization activity; DNA-binding transcription factor activity, RNA polymerase II-specific; RNA polymerase II transcription regulatory region sequence-specific DNA binding. Lineage: Eukaryota; Viridiplantae; Streptophyta; Magnoliopsida; Fagales; Juglandaceae. Gene Ontology annotation, cellular component: RNA polymerase II transcription regulator complex. The coding region runs from base 85 to 873 and encodes 262 amino acids. Gene Ontology annotation, biological process: regulation of transcription by RNA polymerase II. The transcript is spliced from 3 exons.
AUUUAUACCAUUCAUAGUGAGCUCAGUUUCUUGGAAGAUCGAUACGCCCCAUCUGCCAGAGACAGACGUACAGACUGAUCUAUCAUGUUUGCAUCACCGCCCACUUCCCUUUGCAUGAUUGCAAGUCCUUUAAAUCAGGAGGAUCUGAGAAGCCAUGCGCAGAUCAAAAGCUACGCCUAUUCAGAGAUAUUUGGUGGUCAUUACCCUCCACCAGAGCCAAACGCCGAGCUCAAUCGCUCAACACCAUGCAGGUCAAUUAGCAGCGACCCCACCAUGAUAAAGAAACUUUACCACAAUGCUAACGAGCGAGAUCGUCGCAAGAAGAUGAACAAUUUGUAUCUUACUCUGCGUUCUUUACUUGAUCCUUCGGCUGAUCAAACGAAAAAAUUAAGUAUUCCGGCCACAGUUUCACGCGUGGUAAAAUUAAUACCAGAACUACGACACCAAGUAGAGGGACUGAUUCAAAAGAAGGAAGAGCUUUUAUCAAGCAUUUCUAGGCUGGGAGAACAAAUUCAUCUGCAAGAAUGUCAAAGGCAUAUGUCAUCUCGCAGCUCUUUAUCUGCUGUUUCGACAAGUUGGCUUAACGAUAGCGAAGUUACGAUACAGAUAUCCACAUAUAAAGUUCAGAAGAGUCCAUUAGCUGAGAUCUUGCUUAGUUUAGAGGAAGAUGGGUUUCUACUGCUAAAUGCUUCUUCUUUUGAGUCCUUCGGAUCAGGAAGGGUCUUUUAUAAUUUGCACCUCCAGGUGGAAAGGACUAGUAGAUUGGAGCGUGAAGUUUUGAAUAAGAAGCUCAAGUCAUUAUAUGAAAAGGGAAAAGAGUUCAAUCACGAAUAUAUUGGCUCUAUACAUUUCAACGAUUUACCUAUUAAUUAAGUCUUGAUGGGAUCAUGUUUAUUGAUCCUUCGCUUAUUUAAAUGAUUAGGCGGAACCAGUUCGAAUUUGAUCAAGUCUUGUUUUUUAAUUUUAUUCGAAUAUGAGUUGAGGUUGAGCUUAUUAUACACGUUAUGUUCUCGAACAGUUCAUUUAAUAUUUGAGCAUUGCUUGAACAGCUAUUUAAUAAUGACAAAAUAUAUUCAUUUGUCAUUUAAGUUUAUCUAC